Molecule: messenger RNA, 1194 nt
Organism: Radiomyces spectabilis
Lineage: Eukaryota; Fungi; Mucoromycota; Mucoromycetes; Mucorales; Radiomycetaceae
Exons: 1
Coding region: 1-1194 (397 amino acids)
Biological process (GO): exocytosis
Cellular component (GO): Golgi to plasma membrane transport vesicle; cell tip
Molecular function (GO): guanyl-nucleotide exchange factor activity
Source: RefSeq, a predicted model, not a curated record
AUGACCAUUGACCAUGCCUAUAAACCCGGCAGUAAGAAGAAUCGUUUUACAAGCUUACAUGCAACGGAUUAUUUGAAAGUACCAGCCACGCUUGAUAAGCCUGCACCUGCAUGUAUUUUGUCCUGCCGAUCCGCCUCGUCCUUGUCGAGUUCGAUAGCUUCCUCGACGGAAUUGUCGGCGGCAGCUCUUUUGUCUCCUCAUUUGGAAUCGCAGUUAACCGCUCAAGCCGUCGAGAUUCGCACACUCAAACAAGAUCUCGCUAUUCUCAAUAAAAAGUGCCUGCGACACAUCGAGCGAUUGGCGGCCGCUGAACAUGCCAAAGCCCAGAUUGAACAUGAAUUGGAGGAUUUGUCACGGCAACUGUUUGAGCGAGCCAACGAAAUGGUGAAAAAGGAACGACGAAUUCGCAUGGAAACCGAAUCAAGGUUGGAAAAGUUGCGGAAAGCAUUUGUGGGUGUUCAACAGGAACUGGCCGAUGAACGAGAACAGCUGGCAGAAAUUCGAGAUCGAUUCGCUUCCUUGUCGUUAGAUCAACAAGUCAGCGACGUGCCCACUCAAAAACUGCAGAUCGAUAAAAGGGCAUUGGCUUUGUUUCAAGACUUUCUCGCCAAUGCAUCCGAAGUGUCACUGUCACAACUUCAUCGACUGCCUUUUCUCAAGCUCUGUUACGAUCAGGAUAUUGAACCCUGCCUUAGAGGCUUUUCGCACUGGUCCUUGCGACGAAUCGUUGAUGCUCUUCUCCACCGGCCUUGUCCCAUUGAACCGAUUCCUCUGACGUCUGUACCAGGGAACGAACCACUGAGGAAAAUGGCAUCGUCCGAAGAAGGUCCCAGUCGCUGGUCUCUUUUACGUCGUCACGCUUCCAGUUCAAUAUCGGACCAAUGCUAUCUGUGUGCAAGUCUAUUGACAGAUCAAACUUACCGGUGUCGUUUACGUGAACAAGAUCAGGAUUGGCACAUGAUUGAUCGGGCUUGCCGUGAUCGUCUGGUAGCUGUUUGCAAUUUUUAUGCGUUUGUGCGUCAUGUGCGACUGGGCCUUUAUACACCCAGUUCGGUCACCAGUCUGUUUCAAGAAUGUCUACGGUUACGACUAGGUAUGUUUUGGGCUCGAUCGGGUUUACACCUGAAUCCGUCUUUUUUAUCGGACUAUCGAUUGUUUGCUUCAUGGCCCUGUGACCCGGCGUCUGUUGGUUGA